AUGAAUUGGUAAAAAAAUCACCAAAUCAUAUCUAUUUAAAUAAUGGUGAUCUAUUCAUAUUAAAAGUAAUGAAUUAUCGUAAAGAAAAAGAUACUGGUGUUUAUUAUUGUUUAGCACGUAAUAUUAAUGGUAAAGCACGUAGCCAUAAUGCUACUAUUGAAAUUGCAACCAUACGAGAUGAUUUUCGUAUAUUACCAAAAAAUGUAUUUGCAAAUGUUGGUGAAAUGGCUAUAAUGGAAUGUUCACCACCACGUGGUUAUCCUGAACCAACAAUACGUUGGCGUAAAGAUGAUCAAUUGUUAUCAAUUAACAAUAAUAAUAAUAAUGGUGGUCGUUAUCGUUUAUCCGGUACAAAUCUUCAAAUAAAUAAUGUACAACCAGAAGAUAAUGGUAGUUAUCAAUGUUUGGCACAGAAUAUGGCCGGUCAAAGAGAAUCAUUACCAGCACAACUUAAUGUUCGAGGUUUGUUUUUUUUACAAGUUUUUGCUUCAAUUUGUAAUUUUUUCCUAUUGCGUUACCUUUUUAAAUUAUUUUUAGUAAAACCACAUUUUAUAAUAAAACCUGAAGAUAUAACAGCAUUAGCAAAUGAAAUUGCCGAAAUUCAUUGUAAAGUUGGUGGUGAUCCAAUACCGAAUGUUAGUUGGCGUCGUGAAGGCGGUCAAAUAUCAUCACAAAGAGCUUCGAUAAACGAAAAUAAUUCAUUGAGAAUCGUUAAUGUUACCGAAGAAGAUGAAGGCCUUUAUAUUUGUCAAGCUGAAAAUCUUGUCGAUCGUAUAUCACAUUCGGCAACAUUAAUCGUACAUUCAAAACCAACAUUUUUAAUUGAACCAAAUGAUGUUCGUGUAACAAUAAAUUCAAUGGCAAGAUUUGAUUGUAUUGCAAGUGGAAAUCCACGUCCAUCCGUAUUUUGGAACAAAGAAGGAAAUCAAUUUUUAAUGUUUCCGGAUAAUAAAUAUGAACGUUUUAUGGUUACACCAGAAGGAUCGUUAAUCAUAUCACCGGUAAAAAAAGAAGAUAAAGGUUAUUAUGUUUGUUCAGCAUUAUCGGUAGUUAGUUCAGCACGGACAAAAGCAUAUUUAAAUAUAAGUUCAUCGAUUGAUUUACCACCACCGAUUAUUGUACUCGGGCCUGCUGAUCAAACAUUACCUGAACAUACAACAGCAAUGUUACCUUGUGAUGUAAUUGGUCAACCAGUACCAACAUUAAAAUGGUUUUUUAAUAAUUCACCUUUACCGGUUAAUAAUGUUGCUCGUUUUAGCCAACUUGAUUCAGGAACAUUACAAAUUGAUGAUUUACAAUUAUCCGAUUCAGGUGAAUAUAAAUGUCUUGCUUAUUCAGAAAAUGGUGAAGCAUCAUGGUCAGCAAAAUUAUUGGUUGCAUCACCACAUAGUACAAAUACAAUGUUUCAUCGUAUGCCUGAUCCGGCAACAUUUCCGGAUGCACCAAGUCGACCAAACAUAUUGAAUGUAACAGAAAAUUCAAUAACAAUUCAAUGGAUACGUAGUGGUCGUGAUGGUUCAUCACCAUUCAAAGGUAUUAUUAUUGAAUAUUUUAGCCCAGAUCAUCAUAAUGAAUGGAUUAAAGCGGCUAAAGGAAUUCAAUCGGAUCAUUUUACAAUAACCGGUCUUAAAAGUGGUUCACGUUAUUAUUUUAUUGUACGUUCGGAAAAUAAUCAUGGUAUUGGACCACCAAGUCCAAUUUCAUAUGAAGCAAGAACAUUAGGAUCAAUACAAAUAUCUACUACUACUGUCGAUAUGGUUAAUAAUAAUAAUCAUCAUAAUAUGCUUACAACAAAAAUGUUAGAUAUGAAUGAUAUACGAAAAAAAUUAGAAAAUACAAUUAUCGAACUGAAAGAUGUACGAACAAUUAGUUCAUCGGCUGUAAAAUUAUUCUGGAAUAUACAUAGUAAUGGUAAUCAUGAUUAUAUUGAAGGUUUCUAUAUUCGUUAUCGUAAAAUUGAUCCAAAUCAAGAAAAAUAUCAAAUGCAUACUGUUUAUAAUGGUGGUGCAUCAUCAUAUAUUAUCAAUAAUCUACCUAAAUAUACAACAUUUGAAUUUUUUCUUGUACCAUUUUUCAAAUCAAUUGAUGGCCGUCCAAGUAAUAGCCGUAUUGUUCGUACAUUGGAAGGUGUACCAUCAGCAUCACCAACAUUGAUUCAAGCUCGACCAAUAAGUUCAGAUUCAGCAUUGAUUACAUGGCAAUCACCACCAUUACAAGAAAUGAAUGGUCUCCUUUUGGGUUAUAUAAUAUUUGUACAUGGUACCUAUACUGGUUAUAAUAUAAAUUUAACUGUUAAUUCAAAUACAACAUCAUAUUUAUUAAGAAAUUUAACAUCCGAAACUGAAUAUGUUAUACAAAUAACAGCAUUUACAAGUGUUGGUGUUGGUGUACCAUCAGCACCAUUAACAUUUAUAAUGGAUCCAUUAAUGAUGUCAAAUGAUAUUAUUUAUAAUGAACAUAAUCAAACAGGAAUAUUUGAUUCAUCAAAUGUUUGGAUUUGUGUAUUAAUCAUAUCAUUAAUAAUAUUAAGUUUAAUUGUAUUAUUAUUAGGAUUUUUAUUAUUUAAAAAACGUUCAGCAAUUAUGAAAAAGAAUAAUGAAAAUUCAAUGCUAAAUCGUGAAUUAAAAUCCACACAGAAUGAUCAUUUAUUCUGUUCAAGACCAUUUGAUUUUCCAAAAGGAUGGCAACAAAAUGAUAUUAAACAACAACAACUACAACAACAAUCAUCAGGAACAAUGAUAAAAUUAUCACCAACAUUAAUACCAACGGAUAAUAAUGGUUAUUCAACAGUUACAACUGAUGAUCAAGCUGCUGAUUAUGCUGAUUAUGAUUAUGUUUCACAACAAGGUGAAAAUAAUUAUGAAUCAACAACAUAUGAACCAUAUCCAUCUAGUCCAAUUGCAUAUGCCAGUUCAAGUAUUGUAAUCAAUAAUAAUAACGUUAAUAAUAACAAUACUAAUAAUAAUCCAUAUCGAUUGAAUAAUCAAACGAUUAAUAAUGGUAAUCAGCAACCAAUGCAAUGGCGUACACAAUUAUUGAAUACGAAAAAUGAUAAUCAUAUGAAACCAUUAAAUUUUACAGCAACAUUAGAUCGUAAUACAUUGAUGUUACAAAAUAAUAACAAUCAAAAUGUUAUUGAAAAUCGUUAUGGUAAAAAGAAUUUAUUUAUCAAUGAAAUUGGUAUUCUUGGUGCUGGUGGUGGUAGUGGUAAAAAUAUCAAUAUAACCGAACCAUUAAUUGGUAGCCAUCAUGGUCAUCAUCUUCAUCAACAAUAUCAUCCAAUUGAUAAUAAUGAUAAUGUAAAUCAUUAUCAUUAUGCUGAUUCAGCUGCAUAUUGUUCAUCAAUUGGUGGUAAUAUUAUUGGUCAACAACAGCAACCAUCACCAUCAUUAACUAAUAAUGUAACACAAAUACCAUCAUCAAAAUUAAUGGCUAAUCAAGUUAAAUAUGGUUCAUUAUCAAGAAUUAAUAAACAACAACAACAACAGCAGCCACAAUAUCAUUAUGAAAUAAAAAAUGAUAAUAAUCAAAAGUCAAAACCACCACCAACAUCAUCAUCAUCAUUUAUAUUAACAUCAUCAAAUGAUUCAAUAACAAGAAUACAAUCACCAAAAACAAUACAACAAAAAAAUCAAUUUGAAUCAUAUCAAUCAAAUAAAAAUCGUCAACAUUUAAUACAAAAUCCAUUGAUUAUGAUGAAUAAUAAUACUCAACCGCAACAGCAACCGUAUGAAAGCCGUAUGAUGGCCACGGCUAAACAAUCACCAUUCAAAAAUGAUCAUAAUCAUCAUAAUGGAAAUAUUUAUCUAUCACGAAAUAGAGCUAAUAAUGAUAUAAAAAAUAUAAUAGAUAUCUGUGAUAGUGAAUCUACCUAUCAAGAAUUAUCUUGAAAACAAAAAAAAAAACAACUUUUGAAAUUCUUUCCUUCUUUC
This is a messenger RNA of Dermatophagoides pteronyssinus (European house dust mite), 3932 nucleotides long. Its product is annotated as protein sax-3-like. Gene Ontology annotation, biological process: dendrite self-avoidance; axon guidance; homophilic cell-cell adhesion. The record is from RefSeq and is a predicted model, not a curated record. Lineage: Eukaryota; Metazoa; Arthropoda; Arachnida; Sarcoptiformes; Pyroglyphidae. Gene Ontology annotation, molecular function: cell-cell adhesion mediator activity. Gene Ontology annotation, cellular component: axon; plasma membrane.